AUGCACAAGAAAAAUACAGUUGUUUAUUCGUAUACAAUAACGAAUAAUAAUAAUAAUAAUAAUCAUAUUAUAUUGAAUGAAUAUAAUACUACUGAAAUGAAUAAGGUAACCCAGAAAGAUACUUCAAAUAUAUCUCAACAAUAUACAUCAUAUAAUUUAAACAAUAUUAAUCAAUACUCAACUGAUUCAAGUUAUUUAAAGUGUUCAAUGAAUAAUUCAUUCAAUCAAUAUAAUAAAAUAAAUAUGAAAUAUGAACAACCUUAUCAAUCAAUAAAAUAUAAUUUAUUCAAUAAUUCAAUUUUAUCAAUGAAUCAUUCAAAAUAUAUUGAUUUAAAAGAAAAUAAUAUACAACCUGAUUCAACUGUUAUGACUACAUUGAUAGAUAAUAAUAAUAAUAAUAAUAAUAAUAAUAAUAAUAAUAAUAAUAAUAAUAAUAAUAAUAAUAAUGAGAAUGUAUUGUUUAGAGAAGAAAGAAAAAAGAAAAAAAGCAAAAGUAAGUAA
This is a messenger RNA of Heterobilharzia americana, 501 nucleotides long. The record is from the annotation of a GenBank genome assembly. NCBI's taxonomy places the organism in Eukaryota, Metazoa, Platyhelminthes, Trematoda, Strigeidida, Schistosomatidae.